ACAUGAACAUCUGAACAAGAGUUUCAAUGAACGUCUGAUUUCCGUGUAGCCCUAGCCAAGCAAAGGUCAGGCUGGUUGUCACUUGCGAAUGGGCCCAGCCAUUGCUCAGGUCGGAGGCACAGGCAGUACCUCGACCACGCCGAUGUUGUCAACCACGGCCACGUCGGCAUGGCCUUCCACUUCGCCAUUUUCAAAUAUCUCCAGUGCCUCGAACACCCAGACCACAACCCUUUUCAGCACCACCACCACCACCAACACCACCGCCAGCACCACCACCGCCCGCACCACCACUGCUGGCUUCUUUGGCUUGAAUGGCACGAGCACUACCUCAACCACCGGCAAGUUUACAACUGCCACAACGACGAAGCUGUCGACUCCAGUGUCCUCAAAUGGCACAAGUACCACGAACACGUGGACAACGCUUUUCACCACCAGCCCGCAGCCCGCGAGCGCGCAGACAACCACAGCCUCCACCUUUGUAACCACCACAACCAGCACGGCAUUCCAGCCCUCAGGCCCCUUGGUGGCCAUGCCCAACUGCUUCCUGGCGCCUUUGGUGGAGAAGACUGGGUGCCAGCGCCUCAUGGUGGAGGAAGAUGCCCGCUUUGGCUUGAACGAGUUGCAGCAGGAAACCACUGCGCGCCGCAUCUGCCAGGAGAGCGCCCGGGCGCUCGGGGCCAACACCUGGCAGUUUCGGGUGGGCCGCUGCGAGGUUUGGAACUGCAGCUCCAAGGCUGCCCUUCAGAGGUCGGCUGACUCCGGCCGAAGCGGCACGGAAGGUCUGCUGCUCCAGGACUACAAGGGUAGGAUCGUCGCGACCGGGAAGGAGGAGCUGGUGGCAGAGUAUGACUUUGUGGAAUCUCUGGCAGUGGUGGUGAUCCAAAAUCCUGACAGCACCGCCUACUUGCAGGGCGCAGAUGGCAGUUACAUCACCAUGGGCCUGGCUGUCGGCCUCCAACAGGAAGCUGCACGUUGGAGCCUGUCUGCUGCAGACGACGGCGUGGCGCUCUUCGUGGAAGGCCAGCAGCUGGUGGUGAGAAGCUCGCGGCUGGAGCUUCAGCCGCCGGCCGGGGCCGGGGCCGAAGGCAUUUUCCAUCUGGUGCCCGCUGGCCUCCAACGCGCUUGGGGACCCGAUGCCCGGGUGUGGGUUCACAGCAGCUGGUGCCAGUACCAGGAGCCCUACGGGGGCGAGGGCGGGCGCCAGCGCCGCAGCGCCACCUACGUGCAGCUCUUCGAGUGGAGCCACGCGGCCGUGGCGAAGGAGUGUCAGCAGCUGGGGGCGCAAGGGGUGGAUGGCGUCCAGCUGUCCCCGGUCACCGAGCACGUGGUGGGGGACCAGUGGUGGGUGAGGUACCAGCCAGUGUCCUUCUCCCUGAACAGCCGCAGCGGCUCUGCCGCCAACCUGCGCCACGCAGUCGCUGCCUGCCGCAGCGCAGGCGUGGAGGUUGUGGCAGACGUGGUGCUCAACCACAUGGCCCGGCCAUGUCCUGAAGCGGAGAACGCCAGGCUUGGCACGCCCUGCGUGGGUUGGAACGGAACCGCCUACGGCAACCGCAGGACGGCAGGCGCCAGAGGCUGGGACAGAGCCAACACCUCCUUCUUCCACCAUCAGACGGGCCAUGACACUUGGGGCCAAUGCGGCGUGGGGCCUGAGACAGGCUUUCUGUGCGGCUCCCCUGUGACAACUGACUGCAGCUGCUGCCCUUGCGACAUGUAUGGACUUCCCGACUGGGACUUGGCUGAGCCGGCAGUGCAGGAGAUGCACACCAGGCACUUGGAAGAGCUGCACAGCAUGGGCAUCACCAUGCUCCGUGUGGAUGCGGCACUCUACAUGGAGUCGGAACUCAUGUCUGGCAUCCUGAACCGCUUCCCGUGGGACAUGGUCUAUCAGGAGUGGUGGCACGAGCUCCCAGUGCCGGGACGCGAGGUCUUCGGCCUCUACCGCGACCUCAAGUUCAUGCGCCGCGCUGCCGCAGAGAUGCACGACGCCGCCCAGGUUCUGAGCCUUCAACAAGGCAAUUUCUACAUCCCGGCGGAGGACGCAGUGUACCCCACCUGUUUCCAGGAUGGCCGCAGCGACGCGGCUGAUCCUACGGUUCCAACCUUCAAGAAUGGCUUGGCCUUCCACCAGCAGCAGAAGUUCCUCUUGGCCUCGCCUUUCCCAACCACGGUGGUGCUUUGGAGUGGCUACAGCUGGCAGAGCAUCGAGCAGGGCCCGCCAGGCGGCGCAGGCGGCGAGGAGUGCAUGGCGACGCCCAGUGCGUCGCCCCUGCCCCUGGAGCUGGCGUCCAGCCGGCGCUGGGUGUGCGAGCACAGGUGGCAGGGAGUCGCAGGCCUCAUCCACUUCCGCAAGGCGUGCAGGAAGGCCAUCACCAAGUCCUGGGCAGGCGCGUGUGUCGGCUGCGGGGCGCUGCGCCUGGGCGCGGGCUGCUUCCUGGCACUCGCCGGGCCAGAUGGCUGGCAGCUGCGGCUGACCACGGGCCUACCUGGGGGCCGAUACUGCGAUCUCUCCUCCCUGGAGAACAGGACCUGCGUGCGAGAAGUUCUCCUGGGCGACGAGGGCCGCAUUCUGGAAGGAGGAGUGCCCGCAGGGGAUCUUCUCGCUAUUUCCACCACGUGGAUGCUCUGAUCCCAGAGCUGCUGCAUAGGAAAGCGCUUUCGCGCUUUGCCAUGUGGAAAGCUGAAUGACUCCCUUGAAAUGGCCCCCUGCGGUUCAUGGGUCGAUGGCUCUCAA
This is a messenger RNA of Effrenium voratum, 2734 nucleotides long. Lineage: Eukaryota; Dinophyceae; Suessiales; Symbiodiniaceae. The record is from the annotation of a GenBank genome assembly.